UGCAGCAGUGUUUAUAUCUAAAUUUUCUAAUAGAUUUAAUUUAAAGCUUUGUGGUGGAUCAUCUAAAUGGUGGCCAUUGGCGAUUAUCUAAUAUGACAACGUUGUGGUUAUAUUUAACACAAUGCUCAGGGAUACUUUGUUUUUAAGGGGUUAUGGAAUCAUUGGAUUUGUUGGCUGAACAAGGGCAUUGGACAAAGUGCAUUGAAAAGGCAAAAGCACAUGGUUUGCCAAUUUUGCACAAAUACUUGGCAUUGUAUGCUACCAGUUUAUUAAAAGAUAGUUCCCCAAUCCAAGCUGUAAAAGUGUUCAAUACAUACGGAACGCCGGCUAUCAGUCAAAACUUUAAAAUUUACAACCGAAUCGUAAAAGAAAUGUUGGCAUUGAAUAUUGAUAAAGAAGAAAAUAACUACGAAAUAUGGUCAGAGUUACGACAGAUGCUUCAUAAACUGGUGGAAAAUAUUAAAACGGGUAAUGAAGUUAAUUCUCAAACAAAAAGUCACUUUGAAGAACUUUUGCUAAUUGUUCAUUUUUGUGCGUUGAGGGCUAUUUGUAAGAAAGUUCCUUCUUUAAAGCAAAUAGCAGUAAAAAUAUCAAUUGCUUUGCUCAGGUACAUUGAUGUAAUUCCAGCUGAUAAGGCAUUUUGUGAAGCAGAUUUGCGGGAAGAAGGUAGAAUUUCAGAAGCUUUUGUAUUCCUGAAUUACUAUCUGGAUAUUUGCGAAGCAAUCGAGGAGGGAGAUAGUCAAAUUAUUGAUAACACGUACAUGGAACACACCGACAUACCAACCGAUUUCCCGUUACCAAAGGCACUGUACCUUCAGGACGAUGAAGCUCUCCAUGAUGAUAUUCGUCAAUGGGUACUUACAACGAGCAUGGACCAAAACAUAGAUCAGGUACAUGUCGUUUUAAUUGCAUAAAACAUUCAAGCGGAAAAUUCGCGCUGCCCCUCAAAGCUCUAUGGCUUAUAGAUUAUAUCGUUCAGUACUGUGAAAAUUAAGGAUUGUGUUGAUGUAAAAUCGAAUUAAGAAAUUAAUCAGAAAGAUACAAGAUUUCUCCUCUCCCCCCUAAGGAUUAUUUCUGGAUUCGCCCUCGACAAAACACCUAUUUAAGCAAUUUUAAUCGUUUUUUGCUUAAACUUCACUAAUGUACUCGAAAAAUAUGAUAAUGACCGCAAAUGUAAGCCAAAAAUCGUCAGUUUUCUCGCCCUUAAAUCACUUGUAUAGGGAUUAAAAGUUAAGAGUACCCUUAUACAAUAUUAAACUGCAAUAAAAUUCCAGUAAUUGGUAAAAAGUUUUAUUAACAUCUAUGAAUAAACUAUAAAUCUGUUGUGACUUACAAUUAGUUUACAAAACUGCCUCUUAUCUUGAACUAUGAACUUCAGCCAGGAAAAAACAUUGAACGUAUACUUCAUUUACUUUCUGUAGCGAUGUGACCUUCAGUUUGACCGGCGCAAA
This is a messenger RNA of Agrilus planipennis (emerald ash borer), 1451 nucleotides long. RefSeq names its product intraflagellar transport protein 172 homolog. Lineage: Eukaryota; Metazoa; Arthropoda; Insecta; Coleoptera; Buprestidae. Bases 153 to 914 code for a protein of 253 amino acids. The transcript has 3 exons. The record is from RefSeq and is a predicted model, not a curated record.